This is a messenger RNA of Suricata suricatta (meerkat), 5153 nucleotides long. It is a transcript of the gene NSMCE2, whose product is annotated as NSE2 (MMS21) homolog, SMC5-SMC6 complex SUMO ligase. Gene Ontology annotation, molecular function: ubiquitin-protein transferase activity; SUMO ligase activity; zinc ion binding. The record is from RefSeq and is a predicted model, not a curated record. The transcript is spliced from 7 exons. Gene Ontology annotation, cellular component: Smc5-Smc6 complex; nucleus. Bases 2666 to 3406 code for a protein of 246 amino acids. Gene Ontology annotation, biological process: protein sumoylation; double-strand break repair via homologous recombination; protein ubiquitination. Lineage: Eukaryota; Metazoa; Chordata; Mammalia; Carnivora; Herpestidae.
CAACUUCCCUCUCCUGUGUUAUUGACAAGAAAAUCGUAUAGCUAAGUAAAGAGGAUUAUAAAGGUCAAUAAGGUUUCCCCGUAUUCACUGUGUUUAUAGUUGGCAGACCAGUUCAUGCCGUGCACUGUUACAUUCUUCACUAUUACUUCUGGAGGGAGGCAGUUACAGAAUGUGGGUUCAGUUUUAGCUUUUCCUCUACACUAAUAUCUGUGGGGAGGAAUAAUUAUGGCUAAAGUACAGUGUAGUGAGAAGUACAGGUUUCUAUUAAAUAUUGCUCAAGCAGUGAGUAAGUCAUUAAAUUUGACUCCUGAUGAAUAUAUAAUGAUUGCUUAAUACCAGGCUGCCAGGAAAAACACACACACACCCACUCGUAGAGGUAGGUGUGUAUGUAGAUAUAUCUUGCUAGAUAUAGUUGGAGCUAUAUUUUAAGAGAGGAAGGGGUUUGUGUGUGUGUGUGGAGAGGGAGAAAGAUACGGUUUAUAUCAUCAUGUAUUUGAGUUCACCCAGAAAGAAGAAAUUUCUUGCUUACAGAAUAUAGAAGACUCACUGAAGAGAUUAGGAAGAUAUUUCUGUCUUUCGGAAAGUAAAAUCUCUCUAUUCUGUGGCCCAUCUGUUCUAGGAAACUUAAAAGAUAAUCAGGCAAUUCCCCUGCCCAUUCUCUUUCCCACUCCUUGCCAAAAUGGACAUAUGUACUUGAUGGCGUUGAGUAUCAGAUCCUUCUGAGUGUGUGAUUCCUGUUGAAUUGGAGUCAGCAACCCCAUGAGAACACUAAAUGGCUGCUUUGUCUUACUGGCAUUUUAUUGAUAAAAUGCAUGGAGUUGAAUUUAAUCAACUCUGUGUAAUUGGUAUUGUUCCUGUGCAGACAUGCUUGCACAUGACUUUGUAGAAAAACAAAAAACACCCGAUUCUGCAAUUUUUAUUUGUUUAGGACAAAAUUUCAGGAAACAACUUGGCCAGGGGCAAAACGCAACAGUUGAAUCAGGAACCAAAAGUUGGAAGGGUUAAGUAGGUGAAAUUUGUCUUGAGGGCGUGCCCCUUAACACACACACAUUCACAGGAGUCCUAGUUGUAAAGGUAGAGAAGUUUUAUAGACCUUUAAGACCUGAAGCAUUUAGUCCUGUUCUGGAGAUUAGGGAGGAUUCUGGAAAGGGAUCUGUGGCUGAGAUCAUAGAGAAGAGCAGAGCAAAGCAAAGAGACAUCUGGUAGAGCGGUAGUACAGGGAUGUGUAUGGACAUGCUGGGGGAAAGAGGAGGGAAAUGUCUUCUUUUUCAUGUCUGUUUCACUGAAAGCAGUUCUCCUGAGGACCCGGAGGGUGGUAAGAGGACUUGGCUCUGGGUACUAGGUGCCUGGCCCUGUUUCAGCUGUUUCCCAAACCUCAGGGCUGGACCUGGGGGAAGAGAGUUUCUCUCUCUGCAUACGUAUAUGCCUCAGGCUGCAGUUAUAGGCAGCAUGGCUAGGGAGGGGCCUUAUUUGGAAUAGUCAGUCAGAGGCUAUACCCUCGGUUCUUGCCAAAAUGGUCACCAGUCUGGAAAGAUAGCUUGAUCUCCACGCCUACCUGGACUUGGAGGGGCCAAGAUAAAGAAUCUUUGGCUCCCCCAUUUUUAGCCAUUUGCCUAAAAUGGCAUCAUAUUGAGCAAAUAAGGUGUGAGUAGACCCUUGGAACUCACCCUGGAUAAUAAACUCUUAGGAGCCCACACUGUGCUAUGUGAGAAGUCCUCUGUUGCUACAGGCUUAUUACCUGCAUUUUUUGGUCCUAAAUAGAGGACUUGGCAUUUGUCUUAACCGGAGUCUACAUUUAUAAAAAUAGCUUUGUUUGUCACCUCCCUUCCAUUUCUUUCUCAGAUCUGGCUCUUCUCAUUUUCCCUGGUCUUUCUCAAUCAAGACAACUGGCAUUGACUGUUAACUGUUUCUGCUUUUAUAACUUGUUCCUGCCAUCACCUUCCCAUUGAAGCUUUGUGAAUUUUGCUUUAAGUUGAAGCGAUUGCAACAUGAAAUCCCCCAUUUUUGCUUAGUGUUCUACAGACCAUGUAACUUUAAUGCCUAUUCAACACUUCAAACAGGGAACAGUAAUAGUUAUAAUAUUGCUGUUAGUGCAUUUUGACAUUGAGUAACAGAUGACGUGUCUAAUGAAUAGUGUGGCUGCUUAGAUUGCAUAAUUAUAGGCUUGUUUGACUUUAGGAAAAUUGUGCGCAGGCCAACAGCAUCCAUUCAGACCCCUUUUGUACUAUAAAAAUAUCAGAGUGCCUCAGUGUAAAGCCCUCCUUCAGCGACUAUCAUUCUUGAUUUUUCUAAGGUUUGCCAACUGAACAGGAAAAAGGAAAAUCAAAGAGAAACCAUCUUUUAAAAAUGGGUUUAAUUCUAUGGCUCUCUCUGGUCUAAAUAACAGUUUAAAAGUUCUUUGUUUGGGAUGCUGCCGACCAGGUUCUCGGGGUGUAGACAUUGGAUUUGUAGGAAGACAGCCCCUAUGCUGGCCUAGUUACAAAAGGUUAUCACUUUAUAAUAAAUCGGUGGUUCCCGCUGCCUUCUGGACUUGAUCUGCCGGGGCGGGGGGCAUAUACUUCAGCUAGUAAUUGUACUAACGUCUUGGAACAGUUUCUUCAUUAGCGUGCCAGAUGGGUUCUCCGGGGUUCGUGGACUCACCGAGCUCUCUCCAUGAGACUUCCCUAUGUAUUUAUUGGCUUAUAAAUGUUCGAGUACAUCACUUAUAUUCCUGUUGCCUAGCAGCCGCCUUCUGGUUCAUCGGUCUCUGGUCUCCAGCCUUUUGUCUCGGCCGGACACUGCCAUUAGCUGGAACUUAGCAGACUGGGCGUCCCCUCCAGCUGAAGUGAGUAGUGAAUACAGUAUGGACAAGGCAAUGGUUGAAUUGGCCAUGAUGGAUCGGGAACUAAGCCAUUACAUAAAGGCUGUUCAAUCUGCGAUAAAUCAUGUAAAAGAAGAACGUCCUGAGAAAAUACCAGAUCUAAAAUUAUUAGUGGAGAAGAAAUUUUUGGCCUUACAGAAUAAGAAUUGUGACACAGACUUUCAAAAUAAUGCAAAAUUUGUACAGUUUAAACAACAGCUGAAAGAACUAAAGAAGCAAUAUGGUCUUCAAGCUGACAGAGAGGCUGAUGGCACAGAAGGAGUUGAUGAAGAUAUGAUUGUGACCCAAAGUCAGACCAACUUCAUCUGCCCCAUUACGCAGAUGGAAAUGAAGAAACCAGUGAAAAAUAAAGUGUGUGGCCACACCUAUGAAGAGGAAGCCAUUGUUCGCAUGAUUGAGUCCAAGCACAGGAGGAAGAAAAAGGCCUGUUGCCCCAAAAUCGGCUGUAGCCAUCGAGACGUGAGGAUGUCCGACCUCCUCCAGGACGAAGCUCUCCGGAGGGCCAUCGAGAGCCACAACAAGAAGAAGAAUCGUCACUCCGAGUAGGAAGAGCACACCUCCCUGCAGGGACGCCCGCAGCCUACCUCCUGCCCCAGCCACCGGGAGAGAGCACUGCUUUCAGAGCACUGGGACCCGCUGCAGAGUACAUGCUCCGUUGGGGUAAAACCCGCAGGUUUUAAGUGUAAUCAGAAGCAUUUUUCUAUGUCAUGACAAAAAUUCAAGCAUAUGAUAUUGUUUAUUUUUGAGUGUCCUCUGAUUUUAAAUAAAACUUUGAUUACCUGCAGCUCGCCCUGUCCGUGCAACGGGGUGCUGGCACGGCGGGGCCCCGCCCUUCUCUUCCUAAUAUUUCAGACCGUUUUUUGUAUUACAGUUAUAACUAAACAAUGUCUCUCAAAGGAUACUUGACAUGCAAACGCAUAGAAACAUCCCAGGUGCAAGCAUUUCUGUCAGCAUCAUAAAUAAUAGCAUGAGGUUAUAAAGCAAAUUUACUUUGUCUAUUGACAGUUCCAAAUAUGUAAAUGCUUUUAUUUGUCAUUCUGACCGGCACCGAACGCUCCGGUAACAGGCUUAUCAGUGCCGUGAUAGUUGAUGCCCAUAAUGGAAACUUCGCCACAGCGUCCGAGAGUCUAAAGUGUCAUCCGAAGCAACCACAUCCUGACGUGUCUCUGCCUUGCUCGGUGGUGCUCACACCCCUGGGCCUUGGGGUCCUCAACCAUGAAAUAGAGACAUUGAACGAGAUGUUCUCUAAUGUCCCUUUAGCCCUGGAAGUCUGUGGACUAAGGACCAGCCACGUCUUUAAAUGGAAUACCUUUGGUUAUAUUCUAAUUGUGUGAAGAGGGCUCAUCUAUUAAUAAUCUCCGUAGCAACCUUUUAUCAACUAGAUACACAAGGAAACUAGAGGAGUUACCAGUUGCUAACAUUUAUUGGGCACUUACUGUGUGCCAGGUGCUAUGCCGAGUUACCAUAUCUGUGUUAACUCCCGUAAUCUUCAUUGCCUGAGGAGAGAGGUACACUUAUUAUUCCUACUUUACAGUUAAGUCCAACGAGGCACAGAGAGAUGAAAGAGCCCGUGGAGGGUCACAGAGCUCAUAUGUGGCUGAGCUGGGACAGGAAGCUUAGUCCCAGAGCCUGAAUUCUUAAUCCUAUACUCUCCUUCUCCCUGUUGAUUUAUUUAGAGCUAAAAAUAUAUUCCACAAAUAUGGACUUCCACAAAGUCCACAUUGAAAAAAAUGAAACUUCUGUUACUAAACACACACACACACGUGUGUAUGCAAAGAAGUUCAAUAACUGGAGUUGACAUCUACUAGGCAGUGAAGGCCAUGAAAUAAUGCACAGUUGAGUUUAGAAGCAUAGUCUAACAUGGCCGAGUUAAUUUCGAAAAUAUUUUCAUGGAAUUCAGAAAAGAGGAUGACAUUCACUUGUCUACAAACCAAGUCAAUUUGAAUUUCUUAAGAUGGCUUCAUCUGAAUCAGACUUCCUAAGGAAAUGAUUCUGUUUUACGCCAGAACAAACAGACUUUUCAUGGAAUGUGGUUCUUUUGUGAAAUACUUUGUUUCCUAAACAGAUAGUGACAAGUAUGUAAUACUUGUUUUCCCCAACUCUUUCUAAAGAGAAUUCCAGAAUAUUGGUGUGGACACCAGUAUCAGUUAGAAAAAUGCCAAAUGACACCAUUUUACUGUGGAAAAGGUAUACCUUUUGUAUCUUGUGAAGUUUUUUCCCUUCUUUUUCAGUCUGCAGAAGCUGUUUCAUGAAUUUGUCUAGCCAAUUAAAGGAUCUGAAGUUUGAUAUAGAA